AUGGAUUUUGAUACCACAAGAGGAUUAUGCAAACUAUUUAACAGUCGCUCCUUAACAUUUCAUACGUAUGCCCUGUUGAUGAACCCUUUGGCAAGUGCCAUCGAAGAGCUGUUUCCUGCUAAAGUUGCACGUAGCAAUUGGUGUUUUAUUACUCUACGGAUUGCACUUGUUGCAUCCUCUGUCUGCAUUGCGUUAUCUAUUCCCUUCUUCGGUCUUGUGAUGGCUUUGAUGGGUUCAGUCUUAUGUAUUUUGGUGUCUCUCAUAUUGCCAUCUCUAUGCUUUUUGAUGAUCAGUGGGAGUAAGGCCACGACUACGCAGAUUGGUUUGAGCAUUUGUAUUAUGGUGUUGGGCAUCGUUUGCAUGGUCGUGGGAACGUACUCAUCAUUGGCAGAUAUAGCAAAUGAACUCUAAAGACUGCACAGUCUGGCUUGUCCCAUGCCUGUCUUUUUGUUGUAGUACUUCCAUACAUACUUUGGAUCAAUAAACAUCAUGAGUCGAAUCUAGCAUAGAGGCUACGAGUUGAAAUCUGGUCAAGUUUGACUCCGGCAGCUCUAGUUUUAGAUUUUUCGACUUGUGUCAUUAUGAGUUUUGACAGCUCUUUCUCGAUUUUUACCAUAUUGCGCCAGAUCCCCAAUUUGCAAUUGAAGACUUUAAAAGCGGAAUACUUCUCUUCAUUAUUUUUAAUAGCUCGAAUAAUCUUAUAACAAAUAGCCUUGUUUUCUUUAAGUCUCCACUCUCCACCAUUGUACCUUUAUAAUAAAUAGCCGAUAGGGAAAGAUUGAUAGUCCUUAAACUCCCAACCCUACUUCCAAAUCUAAUAGUAUAAAAUGCUG
Molecule: messenger RNA, 833 nt
Organism: Lactuca virosa
Lineage: Eukaryota; Viridiplantae; Streptophyta; Magnoliopsida; Asterales; Asteraceae
Source: the annotation of a GenBank genome assembly